CAAGAAAAAAAGGCAAAAAAAAUUUCGAUCACACAAAUUUCUGGCCAUAUACAUGGGAAUGGAGGAAGCGAAAUCGAGCGCGCAAUUUGGCGACGACGAAGAUGAAUAUCAAGAUGCCGUAGACGAAUUCGAAUUUUACGAUUGCCGCGAGAAUUUUUCCGAUUCUAUCGAAUCCAAUCGUGAUGAAUCAAUCUCGGAUCCUAGCCCUGUUCCAGUUGAAUCCAAUCUGGAAGACAAAUCCCCGCCGCCAGCGGUUCUCCGCCGCCGCAGGUCUUGGUCGAGUAAAAAAUCCUUCAGAGAUGACACGGCGGAAUCGGCGAAGCUCGGCACGCGGGAAAAUGUGGACAAAUACUUGAGAGAGAGAAAGGUAGCGCUUUCUCGGAAAUUCGAGGGAUACGAGAAGGCAUUGAAGGAUACGAAGCUUGCUUUGCGGAGGAAUGAGAUGAACGAAGAGGAAUCAACGGUAACGGAAGCGCUCGAAGCAGCUCCUGGUGAAGAAUUGGGCUUCAGAGGAAGUGAUGAUUCGGAUUCGGAUUUGGAUUCGAAUUCGGAUUCGGAUUCGAACCUUCUGUUAAAGCUGGCUGGUAUAGUAAUCAAGCCUAUCACCUUCCAAAUUGAUUUGCUAGUCAAAAUUUUUACGUUUACGAUUCGAUUGGCGUAUUACUCGUACAUGAUUGUGUUUAACCCCCUGGGGCUUUUGCUGGGAUUCCGAGGGUUUAUAGUUCAGCAAUUGAAAAACAUAUGGAAUCUCACGUUUGGAAUUGUUUCAGAAUAUGUGUAUGAAUGGUUGAAAGAGCAGCGAGCGAUUUUGAAAUUAGGGUUGAAAUGUGGUUGGGGGUUGUUGUGGUCAGCUUAUGUGUGUUCUGUAUUGGUCGGAUUGUUGGUGUCCGCGUUUUUGAUGGGCGGAGUGUUGAUAAAAAUGGUGGUGGAGGAGCCGAUUACUGUGACUAGGAGCUUGAAUUUCGAUUAUUCAGAGAAGAGCCCGGUGGCAUUUGUGCCGAUUAUGUCAAACGUGAAGAUGAAUCGUGACAUGAGGCAUUUCGUGGAGACGCCUGGGAUCUUUAAGGCCACUGGAUCAAGGGUCGUGCCACGGGAUCAUGGGGUGCAGAUUACUGUGUCUCUAACGUUGCCCGAGUCUGAAUACAACCAACAUCUUGGGAUGUUUCAGGUCAGAGUCGAUUUCCUUGCUGCUGAUGGCCAAAUUCUGGCAACAUCACGACGUCCCUGCAUGCUGCACUACAUGAGCCAGUCGAUUCGCCUCCUGCUUACUUUCCUCAAGGUCGCCCCCAUUCUUACCGGCUACACAACAGAAACCCAGAACCUGAAAGUAAACUUCAAAGAUUUCACCGAAGGUCAAACCCCAACCGCUUCCAUAAGGGUUGUUCUUGAGCAGCGAGCUGAGUACUCACCCGGUGCUGGAGUCCCAGAAAUAUACAGCGCAUCCUUGACCCUCGAGUCCAAUCUCCCUCUCACAAAAAGGAUCUUGUGGUACUGGAAGAAAACACUGUUUGUGUGGGUAAGCAUGGCUGUGCUUAUGAUUGAGUUGGUUUUUGCUCUCCUCUGCUGCAGACCUGUCAUCAUCCCCAAAAUAAGGCUCUGGGAAGCCGCUCCUCGAGAGGCCGCCUCUCACCACGAUCUUAUCCUGUGAAAGCUGAUACGAGGACGGGGAACAGCAAUAAAAACAUGCCCGUGUGCAUGUGGGGGAACGCCGUGUUGUGCGUUGUUCUUUCCUUGUUUGUACUCGACACAGCGCUGCAUUUUUGUGCAUAUUUUUCACACCAAGUUUGUAAAUACUACUAGUUAGAACAUACGACCAAUAUUUUCUAUCUUACAUGUUUUAUUAGAUCUGAAAACUCCUCCGCUAAUGUAAGAGCAUAUUCUAAUUUCUCUAUGUUUCGUUUCA
This is a messenger RNA of Salvia splendens (bonfire salvia), 1903 nucleotides long. Its product is annotated as Putative adipose-regulatory protein (Seipin). The transcript is spliced from 2 exons. Gene Ontology annotation, biological process: lipid droplet organization; lipid storage. Gene Ontology annotation, cellular component: endoplasmic reticulum membrane. The coding region runs from base 53 to 1648 and encodes 531 amino acids. Lineage: Eukaryota; Viridiplantae; Streptophyta; Magnoliopsida; Lamiales; Lamiaceae. The record is from RefSeq and is a predicted model, not a curated record.